Molecule: messenger RNA, 6871 nt
Organism: Trichobilharzia regenti
Lineage: Eukaryota; Metazoa; Platyhelminthes; Trematoda; Strigeidida; Schistosomatidae
Source: the annotation of a GenBank genome assembly
UCCCUGAAUAUUGCGGGAAAGAUAACCUCAAGGUUGUCUCACACGCUGAAUAUAUUUUCAUGGCUGAUAUUCUAGCAGACUUACAAGAUUCAUUUACAAGCAAUGAUGUUUGUCGACAGCAUGUGCUAAUAGUGAAAAUUGAAGAAUGGAGUCGUAUCCGUAUCGACGCAAACAAUGCCAAAAUGAUCAAUGAUUGCCUGGAGAAAGUCCUAUCUAUUUAUUAUUCUCACUCCUUUCUCGGUUGUUCCUUAUGUAAAAGCAAUGACCGCAUGAUAUGGACUUCUCUUUUGGCUUCAUUUUUGGAUUCGAAGAAAGUGCUUGACAACAGUUCCAGACUUGGCUUAAAAGAUAUUUUACUGGUUGAGUUCACACUUUCAGGGGAAAGCAUAUAUUUGAUCGAUGUUCUUCUGCAAAUGAACACUGCUGUUUCUACCCCUGACUUUGCAGCUGCAGUAACCAAGAGGAUAUUUUCUAUGGAUAAAACAAUUUUUAAAAGUUAUGUAAAUACUAUCAGAAUUCUGAUGCUUUAUAAAUGGUUGGAUCUUAACUUCCCCCAUAUUGUGAAGCCGACACAAGAACAACUUUCACGUAAAUAUUUAGAUGCAGAUUCUAUUUUCCGCUGGAUGCGCAAAAGGAUACCCACUAAAAUCAAAUUAGCCUAUUGGAAAACAUGCACAACAAAUGAAAAAAUUCAAAUGCUACUAAAUGCUUUCGAUUUAUCUACUUUAGCAAAAUUACUAAAUCCGUGUUCUGAUGAUGAUGUAGAGGGAAAAAAUAAUGAUAAUGCUGGUAAUCAGGUGAAAAUACAACGACAUAAACAGAAAGAAAAGCGAAAGUUAAAGGCUAAACAUCGGUUGUCAGCUCACGAUGGUGUUUAUUCAGCCAAAUGUAAAAAGGGAAAUCGAGCCUUUGAAAACAUGAAUACUCCAGAUGUAGAUAUUGAAUCAAUAAUCAAUCACGAGUUGGCAGAGGAGGAAAUUUAUGAGAUUCACACUAACUCUAAAAGGGAGUUACCAACAGAUUCGCCUGAACUAAAUACCAAAAGAAGAAAACUAACGGGCAACACUAACGUUGAAACCAUAAAUGAGGUACCAGAAUUUCUACGGCUUGACGAUUCCCCCUCCGUCAUGGAAGAUAGUGGCGACAACAAAGGCGAAGACGACACACCACUGGAAGCAAAUAUACCAACGAAAAUCAAUAACACCAUAAGUCCAAUGGGUAGUCCGGACACACCAAGAAAGCGUAAAAGUGCAACACCUAUUCCUGACAAAGGUGAAAUCGGUUCCAAUAUCAGUAGCCCCACUACGGCGAAUCAGCGUGAGAGGAAUAUGGACCAGACAGAUUCACUUGCGUACAUAAGCCUAGACGGGCUGAUAGGAGGGAGUGGAAGUUCGCUGGAUGGGAAACCAGUGGUGUCAACCACACCGACGAGAGGAGAUGAAACACAAAGUCGGAAUACCCCAAGAAAGCGUAAAAGCGCAACACCUAUUCCUGACAAAGGUGAAAUCGGUUCCAAUAUCAGUAGCCCCACUACGGCGAAUCAGCGUGAGAGGAAUAUGGACCAGACAGAUUCACUUGCGUACAUAAGCCUAGACGGGCUGAUAGGAGGGAGUGGAAGUUCGCUGGAUGGGAAACCAGUGGUGUCAACCACACCGACGAGAGGAGAUGAAACACAAAGUCGGAAUACCCCAAGAAAGCGUAAAAGCGCAACACCUAUUCCUGACAAAGGUGAAAUCGGUUCCAAUAUCAGUAGCCCCACUACGGCGAAUCAGCGUGAGAGGAAUAUGGACCAGACAGAUUCACUUGCGUACAUAAGCCUAGACGGGCUGAUAGGAGGGAGUGGAAGUUCGCUGGAUGGGAAACCAGUGGUGUCAACCACACCGACGAGAGGAGAUGAAACACAAAGUCGGAAUACCCCAAGAAAGCGUAAAAGCGCAACACCUAUUCCUGACAAAGGUGAAAUCGGUUCCAAUAUCAGUAGCCCCACUACGGCGAAUCAGCGUGAGAGGAAUAUGGACCAGACAGAUUCACUUGCGUACAUAAGCCUAGACGGGCUGAUAGGAGGGAGUGGAAGUUCGCUGGAUGGGAAACCAGUGGUGUCAACCACACCGACGAGAGGAGAUGAAACACAAAGUCGGAAUACCCCAAGAAAGCGUAAAAGUGCAACACCUAUUCCUGACAAAGGUGAAAUCGGUUCCAAUAUCAGUAGCCCCACUACGGCGAAUCAGCGUGAGAGGAAUAUGGACCAGACAGAUUCACUUGCGUACAUAAGCCUAGACGGGCUGAUAGGAGGGAGUGGAAGUUCGCUGGAUGGGAAACCAGUGGUGUCAACCACACCGACGAGAGGAGAUGAAACACAAAGUCGGAAUACCCCAAGAAAGCGUAAAAGCGCAACACCUAUUCCUGACAAAGGUGAAAUCGGUUCCAAUAUCAGUAGCCCCACUACGGCGAAUCAGCGUGAGAGGAAUAUGGACCAGACAGAUUCACUUGCGUACAUAAGCCUAGACGGGCUGAUAGGAGGGAGUGGAAGUUCGCUGGAUGGGAAACCAGUGGUGUCAACCACACCGACGAGAGGAGAUGAAACACAAAGUCGGAAUACCCCAAGAAAGCGUAAAAGUGCAACACCUAUUCCUGACAAAGGUGAAAUCGGUUCCAAUAUCAGUAGCCCCACUACGGCGAAUCAGCGUGAGAGGAAUAUGGACCAGACAGAUUCACUUGCGUACAUAAGCCUAGACGGGCUGAUAGGAGGGAGUGGAAGUUCGCUGGAUGGGAAACCAGUGGUGUCAACCACACCGACGAGAGGAGAUGAAACACAAAGUCGGAAUACCCCAAGAAAGCGUAAAAGCGCAACACCUAUUCCUGACAAAGGUGAAAUCGGUUCCAAUAUCAGUAGCCCCACUACGGCGAAUCAGCGUGAGAGGAAUAUGGACCAGACAGAUUCACUUGCGUACAUAAGCCUAGACGGGCUGAUAGGAGGGAGUGGAAGUUCGCUGGAUGGGAAACCAGUGGUGUCAACCACACCGACGAGAGGAGAUGAAACACAAAGUCGGAAUACCCCAAGAAAGCGUAAAAGUGCAACACCUAUUCCUGACAAAGGUGAAAUCGGUUCCAAUAUCAGUAGCCCCACUACGGCGAAUCAGCGUGAGAGGAAUAUGGACCAGACAGAUUCACUUGCGUACAUAAGCCUAGACGGGCUGAUAGGAGGGAGUGGAAGUUCGCUGGAUGGGAAACCAGUGGUGUCAACCACACCGACGAGAGGAGAUGAAACACAAAGUCGGAAUACCCCAAGAAAGCGUAAAAGCGCAACACCUAUUCCUGACAAAGGUGAAAUCGGUUCCAAUAUCAGUAGCCCCACUACGGCGAAUCAGCGUGAGAGGAAUAUGGACCAGACAGAUUCACUUGCGUACAUAAGCCUAGACGGGCUGAUAGGAGGGAGUGGAAGUUCGCUGGAUGGGAAACCAGUGGUGUCAACCACACCGACGAGAGGAGAUGAAACACAAAGUCGGAAUACCCCAAGAAAGCGUAAAAGCGCAACACCUAUUCCUGACAAAGGUGAAAUCGGUUCCAAUAUCAGUAGCCCCACUACGGCGAAUCAGCGUGAGAGGAAUAUGGACCAGACAGAUUCACUUGCGUACAUAAGCCUAGACGGGCUGAUAGGAGGGAGUGGAAGUUCGCUGGAUGGGAAACCAGUGGUGUCAACCACACCGACGAGAGGAGAUGAAACACAAAGUCGGAAUACCCCAAGAAAGCGUAAAAGCGCAACACCUAUUCCUGACAAAGGUGAAAUCGGUUCCAAUAUCAGUAGCCCCACUACGGCGAAUCAGCGUGAGAGGAAUAUGGACCAGACAGAUUCACUUGCGUACAUAAGCCUAGACGGGCUGAUAGGAGGGAGUGGAAGUUCGCUGGAUGGGAAACCAGUGGUGUCAACCACACCGACGAGAGGAGAUGAAACACAAAGUCGGAAUACCCCAAGAAAGCGUAGAAGUGCAACACCUAUUCCUGACAAAGGUGAAAUCGGUUCCAAUAUCAGUAGCCCCACUACGGCGAAUCAGCGUGAGAGGAAUAUGGACCAGACAGAUUCACUUGCGUACAUAAGCCUAGACGGGCUGAUAGGAGGGAGUGGAAGUUCGCUGGAUGGGAAACCAGUGGUGUCAACCACACCGACGAGAGGAGAUGAAACACAAAGUCGGAAUACCCCAAGAAAGCGUAAAAGCGCAACACCUAUUCCUGACAGUGAGUACACCUUUCCACUAAUUAUGAUUUUUGUCUGUUCAGAAGGUGAAAUCGGUUCCAAUAUCAGUAGCCCCACUACGGCGAAUCAGCGUGAGAGGAAUAUGGACCAGACAGAUUCACUUGCGUACAUAAGCCUAGACGGGCUGAUAGGAGGGAGUGGAAGUUCGCUGGAUGGGAAACCAGUGGUGUCAACCACACCGACGAGAGGAGAUGAAACACAAAGUCGGAAUACCCCAAGAAAGCGUAAAAGUGCAACACCUAUUCCUGACAAAGGUGAAAUCGGUUCCAAUAUCAGUAGCCCCACUACGGCGAAUCAGCGUGAGAGGAAUAUGGACCAGACAGAUUCACUUGCGUACAUAAGCCUAGACGGGCUGAUAGGAGGGAGUGGAAGUUCGCUGGAUGGGAAACCAGUGGUGUCAACCACACCGACGAGAGGAGAUGAAACACAAAGUCGGAAUACCCCAAGAAAGCGUAAAAGCGCAACACCUAUUCCUCACAAAGGUGAAAUCGGUUCCAAUAUCAGUAGCCCCACUACGGCGAAUCAGCGUGAGAGGAAUAUGGACCAGACAGAUUCACUUGCGUACAUAAGCCUAGACGGGCUGAUAGGAGGGAGUGGAAGUUCGCUGGAUGGGAAACCAGUGGUGUCAACCACACCGACGAGAGGAGAUGAAACACAAAGUCGGAAUAUCCCAAGAAAGCGUAGAAGUGCAACACCUAUUCCUGACAAAGGUGAAAUCGGUUCCAAUAUCAGUAGCCCCACUACGGCGAAUCAGCGUGAGAGGAAUAUGGACCAGACAGAUUCACUUGCGUACAUAAGCCUAGACGGGCUGAUAGGAGGGAGUGGAAGUUCGCUGGAUGGGAAACCAGUGGUGUCAACCACACCGACGAGAGGAGAUGAAACACAAAGUCGGAAUACCCCAAGAAAGCGUAAAAGCGCAACACCUAUUCCUGACAAAGGUGAAAUCGGUUCCAAUAUCAGUAGCCCCACUACGGCGAAUCAGCGUGAGAGGAAUAUGGACCAGACAGAUUCACUUGCGUACAUAAGCCUAGACGGGCUGAUAGGAGGGAGUGGAAGUUCGCUGGAUGGGAAACCAGUGGUGUCAACCACACCGACGAGAGGAGAUGAAACACAAAGUCGGAAUACCCCAAGAAAGCGUAAAAGCGCAACACCUAUUCCUGACAAAGGUGAAAUCGGUUCCAAUAUCAGUAGCCCCACUACGGCGAAUCAGCGUGAGAGGAAUAUGGACCAGACAGAUUCACUUGCGUACAUAAGCCUAGACGGGCUGAUAGGAGGGAGUGGAAGUUCGCUGGAUGGGAAACCAGUGGUGUCAACCACACCGACGAGAGGAGAUGAAACACAAAGUCGGAAUACCCCAAGAAAGCGUAAAAGCGCAACACCUAUUCCUGACAAAGGUGAAAUCGGUUCCAAUAUCAGUAGCCCCACUACGGCGAAUCAGCGUGAGAGGAAUAUGGACCAGACAGAUUCACUUGCGUACAUAAGCCUAGACGGGCUGAUAGGAGGGAGUGGAAGUUCGCUGGAUGGGAAACCAGUGGUGUCAACCACACCGACGAGAGGAGAUGAAACACAAAGUCGGAAUACCCCAAGAAAGCGUAAAAGCGCAACACCUAUUCCUGACAAAGGUGAAAUCGGUUCCAAUAUCAGUAGCCCCACUACGGCGAAUCAGCGUGAGAGGAAUAUGGACCAGACAGAUUCACUUGCGUACAUAAGCCUAGACGGGCUGAUAGGAGGGAGUGGAAGUUCGCUGGAUGGGAAACCAGUGGUGUCAACCACACCGACGAGAGGAGAUGAAACACAAAUUCGGAAUAUCCCAAGAAAGCGUAGAAGUGCAACACCUAUUCCUGACAAAGGUGAAAUCGGUUCCAAUAUCAGUAGCCCCACUACGGCGAAUCAGCGUGAGAGGAAUAUGGACCAGACAGAUUCACUUGCGUACAUACGCCUAGACGAAGGUGAAAUCGGUUCCAAUAUCAGUAGCCCCACUACGGCGAAUCAGCGUGAGAGGAAUAUGGACCAGACAGAUUCACUUGCGUACAUAAGCCUAGACGGGCUGAUAGGAGGGAGUGGAAGUUCGCUGGAUGGGAAACCAGUGGUGUCAACCACACCGACGAGAGGAGAUGAAACACAAAGUCGGAAUACCCCAAGAAAGCGUAAAAGUGCAACACCUAUUCCUGACAAAGGUGAAAUCGGUUCCAAUAUCAGUAGCCCCACUACGGCGAAUCAGCGCGAGAGGAAUAUGGUUUGUGAUGCAGUAGCAAUGGUUCCAGUGGUGGAUAUAGGUUUGAACGGAAUCGCUUUGGAAACUUCUGGGAUGUUGGUAGCGGAAAGGAAAAUGUAUGUGGGAAGAAUGCUGUUUCGGAUAAACGGAGAAGUGUUCACAAUACUUCACGUACGCCAACAGUAGGACGUAACCGGUACUCGCUACGCACAAGAAAGUCGCUGAAAUAAAUUGAUAAUUUUUCCACUUACAGAGACUGCUUCUUAUCACAACAUUUUUCCAACUACCUUUGUGUACUGUAGACUGAAACUGGUGUAGAUGCUUACUGUUUGGUCAGUUUAUGAUAGAUUCAACUUAAUGUAAUAAAUUUUAUGAGAAAUAAACUAAAUUGUAUUUGAAGUGGU